UAUUAUUUUUUGUUCUCUCUACAAGCCAACUUUAAAAUUUUUCUGACUGGCAGUCAUUUCGCUUUUUCAUUGUUUUUGUAUAAUCAAAACAUUCAUUAAUGUUUGCUAUCUCAAAAAUGAAGUUUAAAGAUUAGGUUAAAACUACAAAGAAAACUUACAUCUACAUUGUAAGUCGUGUUUUAUAGUGAUCAAAGAGUACUAACCUAAAAUGAGAACGUAGUGCGUAUAAAAAAACGAUAAACAAAGUUAGCUAAUCUCCCACAAAAUAAUUGAAAAAAAAAUGAGUGACAAAUGGUUAAGUGGUAGCAGUUCCGAGUCGGGAAUACUGCGAAAAACAAAAAUAGCACAGCAUACAGCCGCAACGGACGACCUACUGAUAUUUGGUUAUGCUGCCAAAUUAUUUCGAAAUGAUGAACAAGCGCGGUUCAUGGAUCAUGGCAAGCAUCUGAUACCAUGGAAUGGUGAUAAUACACUUAAAAUAGACAGAUACGAUGUUCGUGCCACUCUAUCGGAUCUUCAGCCGUAUGAGGCCCCAUCCGGCGGAUACACGAAUCGUUUGGAUUAUUUAACGCCAGCCGAACAGCGAGCGGAGCAACUGUGCGAAGAGGAACGCUAUCGCAGUUUAUAUGAUAAUGAUGUGGACGAGGAAUUGUAUCGAGAAGAAGAAUCGAAGCGUUCGCAAGCAUCUUAUCAACAAAUAUCGUUCAACUAUGACGGAAACAGUGCAACAGAAGAAAAGGAAGUGGAAGAACCAAAGGAUGAAGAAACGGAUGAACCAUUCGUCCCGAAUCCAAAGUUUCACAUUCCGCAAGAUAUCGAAAUCCCCCAGUCGUUGAAACUUCACGCCAUUAUAGAGAAAACGGCAAGAUUUAUUGCCGGCCAAGGAAUCCAAAUGGAAAUCUUAAUCAAAGCGAAACAAUCGAACAAUCCGCUGUUCGAGUUCUUGAACCAAAACAAUCGCAUGAAUCGCUACUACAAACAUGUAAUGAAUGCCAUUAAGUCGAACACGUAUCCGGUGGUCGAAGAGAAUGAGGACAAUGAAGAUGGCAACAGCAACGAUGCGAGUACAACUGCACCAGCAAUGAACAACGCGAUUCCGGACGUUCCGUAUCAACCGAUGCUCGUUCCAACGUUGAAGUAUAAGCCUUCUGCCGAUUGCUCCUACACCCAACUCAUCAGCAAAAUCAAAGGAGUUCCAAUGCCUCUCAAUCAGCUCGAUUCCGCAUCGGAAACUGGUGUGAAUUCUAAUGUGAACAGUCCACAGCCUUUUGACUACAACAAUGAACGUACACAAUCGCCCGUGACUGUAACAGUUCCGCAACCGACGACUGCAAUACUACCGAUGUCACAGAAACUCCUGUUAGAUCUGGAUCACGAGAAAAUAAAGGCCACCAUACAGUCCAAGGCCGAAGGCGUCGAAAUCAACAAAAUAUCCACCGGACUGAUGCUAGCGCAGUGCUACAAUUCGGAUUCGGAAAGUGACGAUGAUGAUGGAAGCGAAGCGAAAGAUAAAAUGCCAAAGAUCGAUUUUCCCAUUCCACAUCCGGAUCUUCAGAAUAUCAUUGACAAAACAGCGGCAUACGUACUGAAGAACGGACGUGAGUUCGAGGAUAUUUUAAGAACCAAAAAUGAUGCGCGAUUUUCCUUUCUAUCCGCAACGGACGAGUACCAUCGUUAUUACAUCUACAAAGUGAGUGGCAUCAUUUAUCCGACAACAACAACACCUUCAACGCUGACAACAGCAUCAUCAGCUCCACCACCAAUGCCAACCAAAAUUCCGUACGCUUCAAAUGCACCGAAAGUGAUCACUUCAGUGUCAUUUUCCAUUAAACCGAAAGACGAUCAACCGAUACCUCUAAAACCCGCUUUGCCGCUAGAACCCAGCAGCGACGAAGACGAAGCGAAUAGUGUGCCUUCCAUUGUGGUGCCUGCACCACUUGAACCGAAUAACAGAACCGCUCAUUCCGCAAAAUUGUCCGUGCACGACAUCAUCAAUGUGAGCAUACCUCCGCCGACCAUACUCCGAGUCAAUGGCAUUGAACCACCGAAAUUGCUCGAAGAGAAAUUGGUUCGAAUCAAUCACAAAAUCGAAAUGGUUUCCGACGUGUCGGAUAUUAGUAUCCGUGACGCAAUGCUGGAGAAUUGCAUAUCUGGUGACGAUAAGAGAGAGGCUAGACGAGCUGAGGACAAGUUCAAAGAUCGAUUGGCACAAGUGGCGCGUGAGAAAUUGGGAAUGCUGAGCAAAGAAAAGCAAUUACAGUUGGAGAGGAAGAAGAAAGCGAUGGCAUUUUUGAAUCAGAUUAAGGGCUCUUCGAAUCAAACAUCAUCCGUCGAAAACAUGACACUGCCAACCAAAGCUACUCAAUCAGUCACGAAUCCGUUACCCGUAACCCUAGAAAAUCAGACGACAGCUUCAUCAACACAAAACAACACCGAAUCGGAUGCAACAAUUGAGUCGGUACAUUCGUCACCCAUUAGAGACGGUUCUAGUAAACUGAACGAAAGCAGCGACGAUGAUGUCCAAGAGGUUUUCAGUAACCGAUCCCGAUCCAGAUCCAGGUCCGCUUCAAAACGUGAGAAGCGAAAAAAGUCCAAGCAUCGCAGUAAGAAAAAAUCAAAGCGUAGAGCCAGCCGAUCCAGAAGCAGAUCGAGUGGAAGGGAUCGGAAGAGUAGGAAACGGUCAUCGUCCAAGAAACGACGGCGCAAGAAUCGUGACGAUUAGAUUUUUCGUUUGUUAAGUUUGGUUGUUACAGUUGACUGUCCCCGUCGGCAGGCAAUAAAUAUUUUGAUUAUCGAAAUGGAA
Messenger RNA from Bradysia coprophila, 2803 nucleotides. RefSeq names its product suppressor of white-apricot (gene su(w[a])). The record is from RefSeq and is a predicted model, not a curated record. Lineage: Eukaryota; Metazoa; Arthropoda; Insecta; Diptera; Sciaridae. Gene Ontology annotation, biological process: mRNA 5'-splice site recognition; RNA processing. Gene Ontology annotation, molecular function: RNA binding.